AGGAGGCUAAGAUGGCGGCCGCCUUGGCGGUUCGGGAAGUUUUCCUUUCUUCCAGCCUGUUCUUGGCUUUCCUUGUUUUGGCUGAGGUGCUUUUGCUGGCUCACGGCUCAGCUUUUAGCAUCACUUCUCCUUUCUGUCACCACCGCAUCCCCAGUGCCAGGGAGGUUAUUUACAAAGUUUAUCUUAAAGAAAAUCGAGUUAUGAAAAGAAACAUUAAUGAACAGCUAAGAAUUAAGACUGUAUAUGACAGAAGUGUUGAGGAAUUGCUCCCUGAAAAAAAGCACCUUAUAAAGAACAAGCUUUUCCCACAAGCCAUUUCUUAUUUAGAGAAGGCAUUUCAAGUUCGGAAACCUAUGGGUACUGUCCUGUUAAGUAGACAGUGUGUAACAAACCAGUAUUUAAGGAAGAAGGAUGAUCCUCACAGAUACUGUCGAGAAGCCUGUGCAGAAUAUACCAAGUGUGGUCCAGUUAUAGUACCUGAAGAACACCUGCAGCAAUGUAGGGUAUGUAAUAUAAAUGGAUGGAAUUGUCAACCUGUUGGCAAAGCAGACCAGGAAGGUGUUCGAGAUGCUGAUUUUGUACUGUAUGUUAGUGCUUUGACUACUGAAAGAUGUGGCCAAGAAAGUAUCAUCGCAUAUGCAGCAUAUUGUCAACUAGAAGCAGAUACGGACAGACCAAUUGCAGGAUAUGCUAAUCUGUGUCCAAAUAUGAUUUCAACCCAAGCACAGGAGUUCACUGGCAUGUUGUCUACAGUGAAACAUGAAAUUAUUCAUGCUUUGGGUUUCUCUGCUGGACUUUUUGCAUUUUAUCGUGAUGAUGAUGGAAAUCCUUUGACUGCUAGAUACGCAAAUGGAUUGCCACCAUUUAAUGAAAGCCUUGGUGUAUAUCAGUGGAGUGAUAAAGUUAUACGUAAAGCAGUAAGAUUAUGGAAUGUGCGAGAUAAUAACAUUUUUCAUCAUAAUAUAUUCCUUUUGGUAACUCCUAAGGUAGCUGAGGAGGCACGAAAGCAUUUUGACUGUCCAAUUUUAGAAGGAAUGGAACUUGAAAAUCAAGGUGGCAUGGGCACAGAGCUUAAUCAUUGGGAGAAACGGUUAUUGGAGAAUGAAGCAAUGACUGGAUCACAAACACAGAAUAGAGUCUUCUCCCGGAUUACUCUGGCAUUAAUGGAAGAUACUGGCUGGUAUAAAGCCAAUUACAGCAUGGCAGAAAAACUAGAAUGGGGUCGAGGAAAAGGCUGUGACUUUGUGAUGAAAAGCUGCAAGUUUUGGAUCAAUCAGAGACAGAGAAAAAAAGAACCAGUAGCCCCAUACUGUGACACUCCGAGGAGUAAUCCAUUACAAUUAACCUGCAGGCAGGACCAAAGAGCAGUAGCGGUGUGCAAUUUGCAGAAGUUCCCUCAACGGUUGCCUCAGGAAUAUCAGUACUUCGAUAGUCUGUACGGUGUGUUGCCAGAAGAUUUGCCUUAUUAUGGUGGGUCCGUUGAAAUUGCUGACUACUGUCCUUUUAGUCAGGAAUUUAGUUGGCACUUAAGUGGUGAAUUUCAGCGCAGUUCAGAUUGUCGGAUACUGGAGAAUCAACCAGAUCCUUUCAGAAACUAUGGUGCAGAGAAAUAUGGGCCAAAUUCCAUUUGCCUCAUUCAGAAAUCAGCUUUUGUUAUGGAACAAUGCAGAAAGAAACUGAGUUACCCUGACUGGGGUAGUGGGUGUUAUCAGGUUUCUUGCUCUCCCCAUGGGCUGACUGUUUGGGUCAAGGACAUGGCAUAUUUGUGUAGUCACACAGGUCAAAUUCUCACAGUGAAUAUUCAGAUGAAUGGAUGGGUACAUAUUGGGAAACUAGUUUGCCCAGCAUGCUUGGAUUUCUGUGAUUUCUGUCCACCUGAGCAAGAUCCCCCUCCAAUUGCUAAUUUAACAAGAGUUGCACCUAUUGAUUUGUGUUCUUGUUCUCCCAGCCUGGUAAUAACCCUAUGGCUAUUGAUGGUGAACUUGCUUCCACUACUAACUGGAUUUCUUCUGUGUGCAUGGAGUUAAAAUGUGCAUGUUGUUUGUCAAAGGUCCCCUACAGCUGAGUACAUCUUGAAGGCAGUUAUCCAGAAGAGCUGUCACAUCUUCUACCUUUUGCAAGGAGUCCAGCUAGGAAAUGCUGACUAAGAUGGAGGCAACGCAUACAAGGUUAUCUUAAUGAAGAGUUAGUGUUGACUGAAAUGUAUAAUUUUUACAUUGAUAACAAAUUUGGAGGAACAAAUUUGCCAGUACUUUAAUGCCUUCUGUUGCCACUAUUCUGGAUGAACUUUUAAUUAUGUGCAAUUCCCUAUGAUAUAAUUUUGUAGUUGGGUUUUUGUUUUGGCAUCUUUAGACAAAGAUAUACCUCAGUUUCCUUUAGUCAAAAGCCAUAAAAGUCAGUUGCCAUUACUGUCAAGAACAACUCUCCAUUACGUAUAGAAUUCAAAAAGAGCUAGCUUCUUGGCUUUGGUGUAAAGAUGCUUCCAGAAUUACUCUGUAGACCCUGGGGAUUCCGAGUUGUUUCUUCUAUGAAGUUUCUGCUGCUCUGAAUGAAAACAUUUGUAAUGAUAUCUUCAUUUUAACAGUAAGCAAAACUAUUAUUUAAUGGCUUUUUUUCUUCAAAGGCUAGAAUCAUAAGUAUACUUGGUGGGAUGCAAGCUCCCUUGAACUCAGUUGCACCCAGUAUUUCUGAGUAACAGCAUUUGGUUGGGCUACAUACUUUGUUUCUUACAAGAUAAUUUGAAGAAUUCAAUUGUCUUCAUCCAUAGAUGUUUUCCUUGCAUUAUGAAACAUGCAAAGAUUGAUAACCUAGUAUAAAUCCCCCCCAGAUACCCACCCCACCCCAGUUGACCAAAAAAGAUUGAAAUGAUGACAGAUUUCACCAUUAGGUUGUAGGGCACAAUGCUUAAGGAAAAAAAUAGUAGUGAUAGCAAUUGGAAAACGUAACAGAUAACAUAUGGAUUCCUUUGGGGCAAAAAUAGAGAGUUCCAUUACCAAGGGACCCCAUUUGGCUAUUGGAUGAAAGAGCAGUUAACCUCAAUAUUUAUGCUGGGGAUACAAAGACUUAAAUAUACUGUGGAGUCCUUGGUGCUCUGUGAGCUUUGUUGUUUACUUGCAGAUGCUUCAUUACCUGACUAGGUAACAUCAUCAG
Candoia aspera is the source of this 3150-nucleotide messenger RNA. It is a transcript of the gene LMLN, whose product is annotated as leishmanolysin like peptidase. Gene Ontology annotation, biological process: cell adhesion; proteolysis. The record is from RefSeq and is a predicted model, not a curated record. The transcript has 17 exons. Gene Ontology annotation, cellular component: cytoplasm; membrane. Lineage: Eukaryota; Metazoa; Chordata; Lepidosauria; Squamata; Candoiidae. Bases 12 to 2027 code for a protein of 671 amino acids. Gene Ontology annotation, molecular function: metalloendopeptidase activity.